Molecule: messenger RNA, 645 nt
Organism: Telopea speciosissima
Lineage: Eukaryota; Viridiplantae; Streptophyta; Magnoliopsida; Proteales; Proteaceae
Product: probable 2-oxoglutarate-dependent dioxygenase AOP1.2
Exons: 4
Coding region: 1-645 (214 amino acids)
Molecular function (GO): dioxygenase activity
Source: RefSeq, a predicted model, not a curated record
AUGGGUGGAAUGAAGGAAUUGUGUGGAAAAGUGAGAGAAGCAUGUGAAGAGUACGGUUGCUUUAUGGUGAGGUAUGAUGGUGUCCCUGCUGAGCUACAUAAAGAGAUGUUCAUGGCCAUGAAGGAUUUGUUUGAUCUUCCAGUUGAGACCAAGCAGAAGAACACAAGUCACCUACCAUACCGUGGGUAUAUUGGUAAUUCAAAGGUGGCUUCUCUGUUUGAGAGUCUUGGCCUCGAUGAAGCAGCUCAAGCUUUCACUCAACUCAUCCAAACUAUAAAUAGUUGUAUCAGUGGAAAGAUGCAGGAGCUGGAACUACUGAUCCUGAGAAUGAUAUUAGAGAGCCACGGUAUGCCGAAAUUCUUCGAUGCGCUUGCAGAGAUCUCCCGCCCUGUCUUUCAAAUGAUGAAAUAUAAACCACCGCCGGCAAGUGACGAUGCAGGCCUUGGCCUGGAUGGGGAAGUGAUUGAGGUGCCCAGUGAGAUGGUGGACAACAAACACCCACUUCUCUUCCGACCCUACAAAUACACCGAUUUCGUCAACUAUUCCAACUUCAAUGUCAACAGAAACCCUUCAAGUACAUCAACUCCAUUUUUCUGGUGUUUCAAAGUGUUUCAUAUGAUUUAUGGAGAGAUAUGUUGUGAGUGA